CUUCCGCUUCCGGCUCGUUGUUCCGGAAGUUGCUUUCUGAGAGAGAGUGUGGAGUAGUGUGGUGCUUGUGAGUGUCCAGCAUGGCGUACCGGGGCCAGGGCCAGAAGGUGCAGAAGGUGAUGGUGCAGCCCAUCAAUCUCAUCUUCAGAUACUUGCAAAAUAGAUCGCGGAUUCAGGUGUGGCUUUAUGAGCAAGUGAAUAUGCGGAUAGAAGGCUGUAUCAUUGGUUUCGAUGAGUAUAUGAACCUCGUAUUAGAUGAUGCAGAAGAGAUUCAUUCUAAAACAAAGUCAAGAAAACAACUGGGUCGGAUCAUGCUAAAAGGAGAUAACAUUACUCUGCUCCAAAGUGUCUCCAACUAGAAGUGAUAGAUGAAGUGAGAAAUUGUUUGGCAAUACCGUUGGGUUUUUUAGGUGUCUUUUGUUAGAGAUGUAGUUCUAAAACUUGUAUUCAUAUUGUUCUGCUCACCCUUAUGUUAUUACCAGAUGACAAUAAAUGCUGUGGGACUGUUUUUAUCAAAA
This is a messenger RNA of Cervus elaphus (red deer), 518 nucleotides long. It is a transcript of the gene SNRPE, whose product is annotated as small nuclear ribonucleoprotein polypeptide E. The coding region runs from base 81 to 359 and encodes 92 amino acids. The record is from RefSeq and is a predicted model, not a curated record. The transcript is spliced from 5 exons. Gene Ontology annotation, molecular function: RNA binding. Gene Ontology annotation, cellular component: U5 snRNP; U4/U6 x U5 tri-snRNP complex; U2 snRNP. Gene Ontology annotation, biological process: mRNA splicing, via spliceosome; spliceosomal snRNP assembly. NCBI's taxonomy places the organism in Eukaryota, Metazoa, Chordata, Mammalia, Artiodactyla, Cervidae.